Messenger RNA from Mesocricetus auratus (golden hamster), 4355 nucleotides. It is a transcript of the gene Nfatc4, whose product is annotated as nuclear factor of activated T cells 4. Gene Ontology annotation, biological process: calcineurin-NFAT signaling cascade; regulation of transcription by RNA polymerase II; cytokine production. Gene Ontology annotation, molecular function: transcription factor binding; DNA-binding transcription factor activity, RNA polymerase II-specific; RNA polymerase II cis-regulatory region sequence-specific DNA binding. NCBI's taxonomy places the organism in Eukaryota, Metazoa, Chordata, Mammalia, Rodentia, Cricetidae. Gene Ontology annotation, cellular component: transcription regulator complex. The transcript is spliced from 11 exons. The coding region runs from base 1337 to 4042 and encodes 901 amino acids. The record is from RefSeq and is a predicted model, not a curated record.
UAACCUGAGAAGAGCCGCAGGGAAGGGGGUGGGGGGACAAACCAGGCCGUCUCCCUGCUCGGCCUCGGAACAUUCUUCCCGCCCGCCCGCCAAGCCUCUCCUCCCCGCCCCGCCCGCCUCGCGGCCCUGGGCUUGCAGCCGGGGCAGCGCCGCACGUCAUUGGGGUCCCCCGGGGCUGGGGGGGUCCCCAGGCCGGGCUCGGGGGAGGACUGAGAGGAGGAGGGGCGCCGCUUCGGCCGCCAAGGAGCUGGGGCCCGUCGGGCCGGCCCCCCUUCCCUCUGCCCCGCAGAGCCUGUUUCUCAUUAGAGUAAUGGGCGCGGUCCCCGCCCGGCUCCCGAGUGUUUGUAAACGUCUGACCCGAGGGCCGCGCUUAACCCUUCGGGUGCUGGCCUAGGGCUGCUGCUGGGGGCGCGGCGCAGAGCCCGGGGGGAUUCAGAGACUAGAGAUGUGCGAGGCUUCCCAGGGAAGUUGUGAGCAAAUGGUCAGCAUGCGUGCAGAACGGUGACUGCUCCCUGUCCCGCAGCACCUGCAGUCCGAAUCAAGAACCCCCGGUCCCACUUUCUUCCAGCUGGGACUCUCUGCACGACUUUCCUAGAAACUCCAGUCCAGGUCUUCCUCCCCUGCCCAGGUGACAGGUGUCCAGCCCUAGGGGCCUAAGUUUUCAGCUUCGGGGCCCCUUCCAAACCUGGUCAGGAAUUUAGGAGAGCCGGGAGGGGCAUGCCCUUGGAUCUGAGAGGCCUUCUAGUCUGCAGCUCCUGGGCGGAGGGAGCCGACUUCCUCCGAGGAGGCUAAUUAAUGGCCUAUCUAGGUGGCUGGGACAAGGGUACCGGCAAAGCCCGGCCUGGAUCUACGCCCAGAAGGGGCUGUGGGCCUCCAAAGGCUUCCUGGGAUUAGGGAGGUCUGAGGGGCUUCCCGAACAGCUGAAAGUUCUUCAUCUCCAGGGAAUGGGAGGAGUGGCCGGUGGAGGUGAUGGGUAAGGCGUGCAAAAGCUCCCCGAAGGCCCAGGUAGAGUGGUCUCAGGGAGGGUGGAGGAGAGACCGGCCUCCUCUCCAGAUCAGCUCAGAGCCUCUCAAUCCCAGAACUCUCUUCUCAGACUUGUACUGAAAGCGCAGAAGCCGCGGCCUUCCUUGGGAGACGCUAGCACACUCCUCUUCAGAUCGCAAGGAAGGAUGUACCGUGGGCCCGCUACACGGGGGCCCAGAAUAUGGCCUCUUUAAGGAGACUCGGAUCUCCCCCUGCCCCCAGCUGAGACUUAAUAGGCUGAGGUUUGGGCUCCCAGUGAGAAGUGAUUGUCACAACUACGAGCCAGCAGGACCUGGGGGUUCCGGCCGGACCCAUGGGGGCUGCGAGCUGCGAGGAUGAGGAGCUGGAAUUUAAGCUGGUGUUCGGGGAGGAAAAGGAGGCUCCCCCGCUGGGCGCGGGGGGCCCUGGGGAAGAGCUGGACUCAGAGGAUGCCCCUUCAUGCUGUCGUUUGGCUCUGGGGGAACCCCUUCCUUAUGGUGCUGCCCCUAUUGGUAUUCCUCGACCCCCACCCCCUCGGCCAGGCAUGCACUCACCACCACCCCGUCCCGCCCCUUCACCUGGCACCUGGGAGAGCCAGCCGGCUCGGUCGGUGAGGCUGGGGGGCCCAGGAGGGAGUGCGGGGGGUGCUGGGGGCGGUCGUGUUCUGGAAUGUCCCAGCAUCCGGAUCACCUCCAUCUCUCCCACGCCUGACCCACCGACCUCGCUAGAGGACACGCCUGAAACCUGGGGGGACGGCUCUCCUAGAGAUUACCCCCCACCAGAAGGCUUCGGGGGCUACCGAGAGGCCGGAGGCCAGGGCGGAGGUGCCUUCUUCAGCCCGAGCCCUGGCAGCAGCAGCCUGUCUUCGUGGAGCUUCUUCUCUGAUGCUUCUGACGAGGCUGCCCUGUAUGCCGCGUGCGACGAGGUGGAGUCUGAACUUAAUGAAGCAGCCUCCCGCUUUGGCUUGAGCUCUCCACUGCCUUCGCCCCGGGCUUCUCCUAGACCAUGGACCCCGGAGGAUCCCUGGAGCCUAUACGGUCCAAGCUCAGGAGGCCGAGCGCCGGAGGAUAGCUGGCUACUCCUCAGCGCUCCUGGGCCCAUCCCAGCCUCCCCUCGGCCUGCUUCACCCUGUGGCAAGAGGCGCUAUUCCAGUUCAGGAACCCCAUCUUCGGCCUCCCCAGCUCUGUCCCGCCGGGGCAGCCUUGGGGAAGAGGGUCCAGAGCCACCUCCGCCACCCCCAUUGCCUCUGGUCAGGGACCCUAGUUCUCCAGGCCCUUUUGACUAUGCGGGAGCUCCAACAAAUGAGAGCAUCCCUCAGAAAACCCGGAGGACUUCUAACGAGCAGGCGGUGUCCCUGCCUCGGUCUGAGGAGUCUGCCUCAUGCAAUGGGAAACUGCCCUCUGGAACAGAGGAGGCUGUGGCUGCUCCAGGGGGUCUGCGGAAAGAGGUGGCUGGCAUGGACUAUCUCGCAGUACCUUCUCCUCUUGCUUGGUCCAAGGCCCGGAUUGGGGGACACAGCCCCAUCUUCAGGACCUCUGCCCUACCUCCCCUCGACUGGCCUUUGCCCAGCCAGUAUGAGCAGCUGGAGCUGCGGAUCGAAGUGCAGCCUAGAGCCCACCACCGAGCCCACUACGAGACAGAGGGCAGCCGUGGAGCGGUCAAAGCUGCGCCCGGAGGUCACCCCGUGGUCAAGCUCCUAGGCUACAGUGAGAAGCCACUGACGCUACAGAUGUUCAUUGGCACCGCAGAUGAAAGGAGCCUGCGUCCACACGCCUUCUACCAGGUGCACCGCAUCACCGGCAAGAUGGUGGCCACAGCCAGCUAUGAAGCUGUAGUCAGUGGUACCAAAGUGUUGGAGAUGACCUUGCUCCCAGAGAACAACAUGGCUGCCAACAUUGACUGUGCUGGAAUCCUGAAGCUUCGGAAUUCAGACAUUGAGCUCCGCAAGGGUGAGACGGACAUCGGGCGCAAAAACACACGUGUGCGGCUGGUGUUCCGUGUACACGUGCCUCAGGGCGGCGGGAAGGUCGUCUCUGUGCAGGCAGCAUCCGUGCCCAUCGAGUGCUCCCAGCGCUCAGCCCAGGAGCUGCCCCAGGUGGAGGCCUACAGCCCCAGUGCCUGCUCCGUGAGAGGAGGGGAGGAGCUAGUGCUGACUGGUUCCAACUUCCUGCCAGACUCUAAAGUGGUGUUCAUUGAGAGGGGCCCCGAUGGGAAGCUCCUGUGGGAGGAGGAGGCUGCGGUGAACCGGCUACAGAGCAGCGAGGUGACACUGACUCUGACCAUCCCCGAGUACAGCAACAAGCGGGUAUCACGGCCAGUCCAGGUCUAUUUUUACGUCUCCAACGGGCGGAGGAAGCGCAGUCCUACCCAAAGUUUCAAGUUCCUACCUGUGAUCUUCAAGGAGGAGCCCCUACCAGACUCAUCUCUCCGGGGCUUCCCCUCCACAUCGGGCCCCCACUUUGGCACUGACAUGGACUUCUCACCACCCAGACCCCCUUACCCCUCCUAUCCCCAUGAAGACCCUGCUUACGAAACUCCUUAUCUGUCAGAGAGCUUUGGUUAUAGCACACCCACCCUGUACCCCCAGACGGGGCCCCCUCCAUCCUAUAGACCAGGCCUGCGGAUGUUCCCUGAGACUGGAGGUACCACAGGUUGUGCCCGUCCACCUCCGGUCCCCUUCCUGCCCCGCCCCUUUCCUGGUGAUCCAUACGGGGGACAGGGCUCCUCUUUUGCCCUGGGGCUUCCAUUCUCCCCUCCGGCCCCCUUUAGGCCGCCAUUACCUUCCUCCCCACCACUCGAAGACCCCUUCAAUCCCCAGAAUGCUGUCCACCCCCUACCUGCUGAGGGCUACGAUGAGGUGGGGCCAGGCUAUGCCCCCGGGGAGGGGGCUUCGGAGCAGGAGAAAUCCAGGGGUGGCUACAGCAGCGGCUUCAGAGACAAUGCGCCUAUCCAGGGUGUCACCCUGGAGGAAGUGAGUGAGAUCAUUGGCCGAGACCUGAGCGGCUUCCCUGCACGUCCUGGAGAGGAGCCUCCUGCCUGAACCACGUGUAGUGCCCCGAAGCCCUGCCUCCGCGCCCUCUUCACUGGGGUGCUGGCUCCAGAAGCUUGGGGCCAACCCUAGUUUCUCUUUGCCCAGUUCUGUCUUCCUGUCUCCUCUCCCUCUCCCAGCGAAGGUGUGGCCCCCAGGCCUGGUGCUGCCUUGAAAGGAAGUGAGAAUGUGGGGGGGGGCACGCGGGUGGAGACUGAGCCUGGAUCCCAGAACUGACUGGGAUGAAGAUGGUGUCCCGGCUGUGCAGGCUGUGAUCUGGGCAGGCUCGACAGGCUGAUGGGUAAUAAACUGCUCACUGACCGGC